CCUCACCCCCCGCUCCCGCCCCCUCGCGCGCGCGCCGGGGAAAACGUUGCGCAGGUUCUAAAGCGGCGGCGGGGGCGCGGCCACGCGCGAGGGGGCGUGUGAGGGGGAGCGGCGGGGAACGGCCGCCACCGGCAGAGCCUCGGCCCGCUGCCGGCCCGCUCGCCCACCUGCCCGCCCGCCUGCCCGCCGCAUGGAGCUGUCGGCCAUCGGCGAGCAGGUGUUCGCCGUGGAGAGCAUCCGCAAGAAGCGCGUGCGGAAGGGUAAAGUAGAAUACCUGGUGAAGUGGAAAGGAUGGCCCCCAAAAUACAGCACAUGGGAGCCAGAGGAUCAUAUCUUGGACCCUCGCCUGGUAGUGGCUUAUGAAGAAAAGGAAGAGAGAGACCGUGCAUCAGGGUACAGGAAAAGAGGCCCCAAACCAAAGCGCCUCCUAUUGCAGCGGCUGUAUGGCAUGGACUUGAGGAGUGCUCACAAGGGAAAGGAGAAGCUCUGCUUCUCUCUUGCACGGAGGUUUGGAGGAGGAGACAGUAGCCUGCCAGGGGCCAAGACAGGGCAGGCAGAGUUCCCUGAGAAGACUGGGGGUGCAGUCCUGCCGUUCUCUCUCCGGAAGCAACGCAAAAACCAGAAGUACCUACGACUGUCAAGGAAGAAGUUCCCACGCAUGGCAAGUCUGGAGAACCGAAACUGCAGGCAUGAGUUCUUCCUGAGUGAUGCGGUGGGCCUAGAGGCGCGGCAGAGCCCUGAGGAUUGGGAGGCCAUGCAGCACACUAGCAAAGAAGCAGAUGUGGAUGCCAGUCUCCCUUGGAUCCCCACUGUGCCCUCCAGCGAAGUGACAGUGACAGACAUCACAGCAAAUUCCAUUACUGUCACUUUCAGAGAAGCACAAGUGGCUGAGGGCUUCUUUCGAGACCGGAGUGCACAGUUCUGAAUCUCAGCAGUGCUCCCCAAAAAUAUUGCUUUUAGAGUGGGGCUAGGGAAGAGUUACAUUAUCCCUUAAGAGAAAAAAAAAAUCCAAAAUGUCUCCUCUUAAAAUGUUUACAGAGACCUUUUUUUCCCCUCCAUUUUCCCCUUUCAGAUACGCAAAAAAAGACAGUGUAGGGGGUGUGUGUUUGUCAUUGCUUUGUCCAGCUGAAAAACUGACAGCCCUUUCCCUGGCAAAGAUUCCCCUCCUUGAUGUGGGAGCAGCAAGCUGAACAAUUUGCCUUUUAUCCUGUUAAGUGGCAGCAGCUGCAUUUGUGGGAGAGGGCAUGUGGAGGUGGAAAGAGAGCUGGAUCUCUAGCCUGCCGCCUUGUUCUGCAAUUGAUAUCCCUUGGAUAAAGAUACAUCUUUGUACAUUGCUCUUCCCACCUUCCUCCUCCCUCUCUUCCUGCAGCAGUGAGAGGCGAUGGAUCCUACCUGUGUAGAUAACUCCAGCCUGUUAAGACUUUCUCUCCAGUGCUGUUUUCCCUGUGGCCUGCUAUCAGGACUUCAGAAGCAUAUUUGCCUGUCUGUGGUAAGUCAGUCUUUGCAGCACGGGUCCGUAUAGACAGCAGAGCUUUCUCCCUUUGAUUGUUGAUCAUACGGAAAGACUGAAAUGCAUCUCUGAAAUCCAAACUGGCAACAUAAAUUCAAUUUGCCCUCGUUAAAAGCUCAGAAAGCCAGCAUAGUUGUGACAUACCAUUCUGUAUCUGUUAAACAGGAUUUCCAGACUUGGUUUUGCUGCAUGAGGAAUGCAUUAUGGAAAGUGGGGUCUUCUUACCCUUUGCCAAAUUCAAUAUUAAUAACAAAUCCUGCCCUGAAUCAGUAGUAAUAAGUUGGUUGAAAACUGACUCCUCUCCCCUGGGAGGAGGGACUAAUAGGACAACUGAAGCAUUGCCUACCACUGCAGAGAUAGCCAAGAUGCUGGCACAGGCCCAGGACAUUGGAAUCGGACAGAACUGAGCUAGAAAUAGACCUUGAUUAGCAGCAAAUUCUGUUCUUGGAUCCCAUAGAGAGAUUCAAAUUAAACAACAUGUGGGGAAGGCAUGUAUUAGAUUUGAGGAGGGAAAAAACUUCCUAAUUCUUAGCAAUAAGAAUUCUUGGAUUGCUCUGCCUGAGUGAUAUACUUCCAUGACUCCAGGAUCAUCACAGUAUCUAUGAUCCUGUACUACUUUACUGAUAGGAACUUCCCCUUGGAAGACUUAAAAAUCUUUGCCAAGGAAAGUGGUCUGCAUUUCAAUAGACCUGCCUGAUCUUGCACUUCAAAAUGCCUUGUGCUGAACUGCCUAUGACACUUUGAGGUUUUUGAAGAAUUGCUGUAUUUUGAGUUGGUAAUUUAGCAUAGCAUCUGUUCUUGCACAUGCAUGUUCUCUUCCAUUUUUAAAAGCAAAUUUUAUUUAAAUAACUUAAUUUUUUAAAUAUAGACCUUUUCCAAUGGAAAGCAAGAAAAGUAAGGAAGUCUGAAGUAGGAACUGCGGGACAGAGUGCUGCAGGGUAACAUUGGCUACUGUCACGAUUACUGUCCUCAAACACUAUGUUUCCUUACCCUACCCCACCUGAAGCAUCUCUUAUCUGCUGUAUUUAUUCAAAAUGAAAAUACAAGCCUUCUUAGCUCUGAGAUAAAGACACCUGUGGAAAUCCUCAGUAUGUUUGUUUGAGGGGCUUGGCUCCUGGCCUGCAGAAUUCAGGAGCUCUAGGGUUUCUGCUCCUCCAAACAUCUACUUAUUACAAAGUGCUUAAACUGCCACUGUGAGUUUUUACUAGAAGCAGUUUUUGCCUCAUUUAGGAUAUGCCAGCUCAGUGUAGAUUUAGAAUUUCCCCUUCCAUCUCAGUGCUGUUGGAGCAGGUCUGUCUUUCAUGCUAUCAGAGCAGUUUCAGAAUCACUGGGAAGAUCUUGAAUUUCUGGACUGACCUUUUGUCUCUCAAAGAAGUAAGAUGGGAGUUUUAUUACGGAGAAAUCUGAGAGAGUGAGAAGUGGAAGCUGGGGCAGAAUUAUGUGGUGGGAGGAAGAGUGAGUGGGAAAGAAGCUUGCAAUAGCUAGCAAGGGCAAACUGAUGAGGUAAGCAUCCAGGCACAGGAUGUUUGUUGAACGUGGGUGUCCAGAGCGAGGCUUCUGUGUCUGGAGUUGCACCCUUUUUUGCAGGAUGUGGGGUCAGACAAUGUUGUUACUAUCACCCACACACCGCCUCUUCCUGACACCUGCCAAAUAUGCUAAAUACCUGCAUCUCUCUUCUGUUGUGACCAGUGGACACACCACAUGGUCCAGUCCACUCUUGUGGGUUGGAGCAGGUCAGGUAGUGAUAGUUGCAGAAGCAUAGCGUUUUAGCUUAUUUUAAAAGAAGUCUUGAACUGCAGCUCAUCCUGCUAAAUCUUCAUGGCCUUUCUAGGAUUUGGUUUAUUUAUUCUAAUGCAGCAACUGCUGCCUUUGUCAUGUCUUCAUCUCAGUGUACAAAUACACCAAAAAAAGCUUCCUAUUUACUAAGUUCCUGGCUUUGGCUGACAUUGGAAGCAAUAUCAAUUCUGCAGCAGGAAAGAGCUUGUCCUAAUAAACUAAUUUUCCAUCCUCUGCUUUUCUCUCCACUCUCCAGCUGACACUUCUCAACACUUUAUUUUGGCAUUUUUCUUUAAACAUAUUUUCUUUCUCUUGCAGUAGAGUUUUCAAAGACCUGUGGUGAUCUUUCAAAGAGGAUCCACCCACAGCUUCAUAUCUUAAUAAUUCUUUUGGAUCAGGCUAUCUAGUGUUGACUGGUGACUAAUCAUCUUGCUACACGAAGUGUGGAACAAAGUACCUGGCUACCAUGCUACUUUGUGUCAAUGAGGAGCUACUCAUAAUGGGGUUAAGACACAACAAACUGCAUAUGCGUGGGUUUGGAGGGGAAGGUGUGAAGAGGAGUUUGUGGUAGGAAACUAAGCAGUUACUUUGUUGUCGUGGUCUUUUUUUGACAUUCAUGAAUUCUUGUAUAUCUCAAAGAAUUUUUUGAGAAGAUUUUUCUCCUGCUCUUUUUAAAAUGUGGCCCUCUUCCACAUUGUCUGCUGACAUAUCACUGUAAACUUCCUUGGAAGAGCUGGUCUUCAGGGACUUUAAAAUUAGCUUUAUUCCACCUCUGCAGGUGUAGAGAGGAUUUUACUAGUGAUGAAAAGACAAAUUGUCUGGAUUUUUCUCUUCUCCCCAAUACUGUCUAUCUGCCAGUUCAACCCAAAACAUGGCAAUUGAAUUGGGACCUCCUGUGCUAACAUAUCAUGAAAAUCAGAUGUUGUGUUUGGAUCUUUGUUAAGCAUUCCGUUUGAUUAGAAGAGCCAGAAUAGCAUCCCGCUGAAACAGAGUUUAAUAAUUCUAUUUGAAGCACAAGCUGAGAAUAGAAAUGGGCUAACUCUCCCAUACCUUGUUUGGCUCCAUGGCUGUAAACAAGAAAAAUAAACUUCAGCCAGUGGAAAUGACUGAACUACACAAGAAACAACCUUCUCACAGAACAGUUCUAAUAGUCAUUCUUAGAACUAUUUCUGUGUGAAAAUUUACCAGCAAUGUUGGAGGACAGAAGUGUUUAAUUUAUAAAUCUUGCAGUAAACUCACUGUAUAUGUGAUAGACCUGAGGGAUUUCAUGAGACUGGAAAGCCUUUUUUGUUAACACUGUGUUGAAAAAAAAAAAAUCUAUAUGGAAAAGACUGCCUCUGUUCCUGCAUGGUAAUCCACUAGAUGUUACUGCUCUGUUAUACAAAUUAUGCAUUGGAACAGCAAGUUUUAACAUGUGAACAGUGGCAUUAAGUAGCCUCCUGCAUGUUCCUCAUUGUCUUACGUUUGCUUGGGGGCCCUUUUGCUUGUGAAGUCAGACUAAGGUGAUUUUUUUUUUCUCUUUUGUUUUUUAUCCAAGCAAGACCAGGAUAUUAUUGUGAGAACACCCCAAAGCAGUUCCAAAAUAAGCCCAAAUUUGUUAGUGAAAUGACUCUUGUUUAUGUCAGAGCUCAGACAUAGAGAAGCUUAUUGAGAAAUGAGUGGCGCUUUUUUGUUAUUAGUGUUGUGAGACUGUCCAGAAUUGUUCUUCUGGUGUUUUGUGACUUGAUGUAUAAAAUUAUUUGUUCACCUCACAGGAGGCCCUUGGUCCCAGUUCUGUUUCAUGGUGUACGCCAGCUAGUGCUGCUUGAUGGUUUCACUGAAGUAGAGAAGGGAGGCCUGACACAGGUCAAAAAAUAGGCAAGAGUAGCUCGGGCGAGUCCCUCUGUGGUAGUCACAACAGAGGCCAGGGUGUGGAAGACAGUGGGGGCUGCCAGCCACAUCUAUGUAUUAAGCAAAGCAGACUCUACCACCACCUUUCCACCUCUUCCUCUCCUCUCAAGCUUUGAGCUUUUGUUUUCAGAAGUAGGCAAACAAAAACCUCGUUUAAAAAAACCCAAAUUGGUAUCUACCCAUCUUCUGUUCCUCCCUGGCCUAUCUGCAGUCUAGAAAGAAGAGGGCAGUGGACCUUCUGGCAAAAUGAUAGGUCAGGGAUAAUAAUAGGAAAAGAAUGCUGGUCAGGGAAGAGAGGGACAGAGUUGCCUCAGAGCUGCUCUCACUAGGUGGUUGAAGAGGGGGCUUUGGGUGAGCUGGCAGUUGAGAGAGAAUGUGUGUUAUAAAGAAAGAACUUGUGAAACCUGUCCCUUGCAUUUGUGAGUGGAGUUCUGAAUGGCCCUGCAGAGGUGAGUGCUGCACUUAUGUAUCAGUCUUCUGCCAUUUAGGAAUGCAGUGGAGAUGUGUACAUUGACAACUUGCAUAGAGUAAUUUCUACAUAAAAAUGGAUAACAUUGGAACACAUUGCUUUUGCUAUGCCUAUUGUCAAGGUUUUCCCCAAGGGCAUGAUAAAGUUGUUUUGAGAUAAUAGCUUGUGAUCAAUAGGCCAUAAUGUCCUGUGCCUGAACUUACUGUCCUCACAGAGAAAGUGUGAUCUUCUGGGUGUCAAACCAUCUGGAUUCCACGCACAAAAGUGGUCAAGAUAGGAAGGCUUAUAAAACAGCCCCAGGACAAUUGGAAGGAGUAACUAGCACUUGGUAUAGAGAUGACCCCUUUUCUCUUCCACCUCUUUCUUUUUCUCUCUUAAUGUCUUAAAGUGCAGGGAGCAGGCAGGCGAGAGAUGAUCCCUAAUUAACUGGGAGUGGUAGAGGUGCAGGGUUCCAUGGGAGCAUUUGGGGCUGCUGUGGAUUGCUACAAAGUUGGGAUGGGGUAGAAUUCCUAGGACUUUUCGGAACCUCCAUCACACCUUAUCUCAUUAUGGGGUAGCAGAGUUUUGGCUGGGAGGGGAAUUUUGGAGGAGGAGAUGGAAAACCUUUUUUUUAUUAUUAUUGUUGGUUUUUAAUCAGAAAAUGUAGUGUCAGCACAAAGAAGCUUUUUGCAAAUCUGUCAAAAUGUUAAGCAGCUUUUUCUUUUUUUGCUUUUAAAUCUGAAGUAUGUUUUGAAGCACUUUGGAAAUGCAAAGUACUAGGAGUGCUAAGUACUCCUUAUCAUCUGUCUAAAAGUGGCAUUUGAAAAGCAAAAGAUGUAUCUGUUUCAGGCCACUGGCUGCUCCUCGUCAUUUUUCCAGAGCUGCCACCCAGCCCUUUGCCUCCCUCCCAUGGGGAAAAGUGUACUCCACCAUGCCAGGAGCAGAGGGUUCCCUAAGGGAGGAGACCUGCUAAAUGCCUCACUUGCCUUUGGGGCACAGGUUGGCUUCCUCCCUCCCUACCUCCUUUGAUCAAGGAAAGGGAAAAAUGGUGUUGAGUUUCAGUUUGAGUGGUCCUAGUCUGGAACUAUAACCAUUUCUUCCAGCUCCAGAGACAUGUUUAUAGAGUUUCCUGUCUGAAAAAUUGCACCUUAUUAGCUUAAUUGAGGAAAGAGAUGUCUGUCCUUCUGCAGGGAGUGGGGAGAGGAAGGGAGGGUGAAUCAGGAGCUGCCUUCAGUAGCUGCUGAAUUUUUCCAGAGGCUGUUUCCUCAUUUCAACUCCAACAGAACACCAACAAAAGAACUAAAAUAAUUUAGAUGAAGCUUUUGUUCUGUAUAUGUCAAGAACUUUUUGAGCAAACUAAGGGCAGAGAACCCUUUUCCCUCACCUAGUCAGCUCUACACUGUGGGGGUCAACAUCCCAGUUCUCUUGCUGGGUCUUCAGCACCAACUUUUCCCUCAGCAUAUGCACAUCAUUAGAACGCUUUUGCACACCAACUCAUCUAAUUUGGUGUGCUCCCUUUCUGUUGCAGGGGUAAGAUGGGGGACGAUGGAGUCAGUUAGAGGGGAGGGUGGGUCCCUGGUUAUUUUUUUCCUGUCUCCUCAGUUGUUGCUGUUGUUCCCAUCAGCACUCUAGAGUGUUGGAGUCUUUGCACACAGAAAGCUUCCUUUUGCACAGAAUGAGAUUCUAGCUUUUGUACAGACUAAUUGAAUGUAUUUGGGGAGGGGGGGAAAUAGGGAGUAAACCAAUUCCAAACAAACCAGUCAGAGUAUAAUGCCUUUUCUGAGCAAGUAUGUGCUGUAAAAGGAGAGUGUAAUAGCAAAGGGAGGGCAGCCUCAAGUAUAAUUUGACACAAAGUGUGGUUUUAUUUUUGUACUGAUAUGGAUAAGAGACUGUACAGCAUCUAUUUAUUUAGAUGAUUUAUGUGGUAAAUGUUGCAAACAAAAUUAUUAAAAUAUUAAAUAUGAGAACUGACAUUUA
Molecule: messenger RNA, 7601 nt
Organism: Prinia subflava (tawny-flanked prinia)
Lineage: Eukaryota; Metazoa; Chordata; Aves; Passeriformes; Cisticolidae
Gene: CBX7
Product: chromobox 7
Exons: 6
Coding region: 191-925 (244 amino acids)
Biological process (GO): negative regulation of transcription by RNA polymerase II
Cellular component (GO): PRC1 complex
Source: RefSeq, a predicted model, not a curated record